AUGAGCCUAACAAAAUAUGAUGGAAAUAUUCAUCCAGAUGAAUGGGAAGGUGGAGAAACAUCAAAGUAUAUUUCAAAUUUUCGUAAAUUAUGCUAUAAUGCAGAAAUCGAUGUGGAAGAACAAAAGAAAUACCUUUAUCAAUCACUUCCAAAUAAUUACUUUUUAACUGAAUUUUCUAAGAAGAAAGAGAAAAUUAAAUCUACAAAUGAGCUAAUGAAAGAAUUUGAGGAAAUUGUUAUAGACGAAUCAAAUUUAAUCAGAUAUGACUCCAUCAUAGCCUUAAAACAUGUGGCUACCGGAAAAUAUCUGAGUUCAAUUGGAAAAUAUUAUUAUUCUACUGGAAGCGGGUCUCAAAUGGUAUUUGCAAGUAAUUUAGUACUUGAUCGGAACGGUUUAUGGAUAAUCAAAAUUAACGAUACGGGUUUUAAUAAUCAAGAAUUGGCUUCUUACACCGACAACACUCCUAUAUAUCUACAACACAAGAAUUCUAGUUGCUAUCUUACAAAUUGUGGCCGUGAAACAAAAUCUCCAUCAACCGGGAACACAGAAGUGUGUUGUAACAAUUAUAGUGCCAAAUGGAAUUUCAAGAAUAGUAAAUUAGAAAAUUAUCAAGGAUAUUUAAGAUCAAACGAUAUUAUUAAUCUUAGUACCAAAUAUGGAGGAGAACCUUUACAAUUUUUACGCAGUCAUGAAUUACAGUUCACUAUUAAAAACGACACUUAUCAAGAGGUUGUUUGCCAUAGCGAAAGGUUAGGAGGUAAUGAUGAGUGGUGUAUUGAACUUGUCAAGUAA
This is a messenger RNA of Funneliformis geosporum, 792 nucleotides long. NCBI's taxonomy places the organism in Eukaryota, Fungi, Glomeromycota, Glomeromycetes, Glomerales, Glomeraceae. The record is from the annotation of a GenBank genome assembly.